Molecule: messenger RNA, 2111 nt
Organism: Drosophila serrata
Lineage: Eukaryota; Metazoa; Arthropoda; Insecta; Diptera; Drosophilidae
Product: RUNX family transcription factor Runt related A
Biological process (GO): regulation of DNA-templated transcription
Cellular component (GO): nucleus
Molecular function (GO): RNA polymerase II cis-regulatory region sequence-specific DNA binding; ATP binding; DNA-binding transcription factor activity, RNA polymerase II-specific
Source: RefSeq, a predicted model, not a curated record
AGCAACAGCAACUUCAACAACAACAACAACAACAGCAGCAUCAACACCACUAUAAUCCUUACACCGGCGAUAGCAACAAUUAUAACAAAAUGCAUUUAACAACAACAUCGAGCAAUUCAACGGCAUCUAAUGCCAACAAUAACAACAAUAAUAAUAACAACAAUAACACAACCAACAACAACAACAAUAAUAAUAACUCCAGCAGCAACAACAACACCAGCAACAACACCAAUGGCACCAACAACAACUCCAGCAGCAGCAAUAAUAACAACAAUAGCACAGAACAAAAUACACCACCAACACCCGCCCAACUGCUAAACGAGGCCUAUACGAAAAUGACCUCGGAUAUCCUGGCGGAAAGGACACUGGGCGACUUUCUCACCGAACAUCCCGGCGAAUUGAUCCGCACCAGCAGUCCGCUCUUCGUCUGCACCGUCCUGCCACCACAUUGGCGCUCCAAUAAGACGUUGCCGGUGGCCUUUAAGGUGGUCUCCCUGGGCGAUAUAAUGGAUGGAACGAUGGUCACCGUCCGAGCGGGCAACGAUGAGAAUUAUUGUGCGGAAUUGCGCAAUUGUACGGCGGUGAUGAAGAAUCAGGUGGCCAAGUUCAAUGACCUGCGAUUCGUCGGAAGGAGCGGUAGAGGGAAAAGCUUCACGCUAACCAUCACCGUGUCAACGAAUCCACCGCACAUAGCCACCUACAACAAGGCGAUCAAAGUGACUGUCGAUGGGCCACGCGAACCCCGCUCCAAGACAAUGUUAUCCCUUUUAGGACAGCAGCAGCAGUUUCACUUUGCAUUUGGCCAGAGACCUUUCCACUUUUCCACGGAUCCGCUAUCCGGCUUCCGGAUGCCACCCAUUGGCAAUUGUCAGAGUGCCAGCAAUACGCACUGGGGCUAUGGAUCAGCGGCCUCGGCUUAUUCUCCUUAUUUGGCUAGCAGCGGAUUAUCGUCCUGCACCACGCCCACAUCCGCCCAGUUCAAUAAUCCGGCCUUGGGCUUCACCUGCUCCUCGAAUGAUCAGAGCAACAACCAGGACUUUGGAGGCGCCACCAAUCGGGAUUGUGUGCCAAUGCUUCCCGACUCCACGGCCAGUGACCUGGAUCAGCACCUGAGCAGCCUGGUUGGCUCCACCAGUGGCCAGAUGACGCACCACAGCCUGCUGGGAGCCACCGGCCAGACCUCCAUCUCAUCGACGGUCAACGGGGCGAGCAGUGCGGGUGGUGCCGGCGGUGCUGCCGCCGGUGGUGGCAAUGGCACUAGCGGCGGUGGUGGCAGCGGUGGUGCCGGUAACUCCAUUCUGGUGCCACGCUAUCACACGAAUGCGAGCAAUGAAUAUAAUGUUCACUCCAGCCAGAAUGGUCCACGCAGCCUGAGUGACAGCUCCCAGGCGGAGUCACCGGUCCAGGAGGAUCUCCUGUCCACCAAUACACCGAAUCUGGGCAGCACUGCGGCGGCCAAUGGUGGUGCGGCGAAUGCCGGCGGUGGUGGCGGUGGAGGCGGUGGAUCGGCGACAUCUGCUGCCGCAGCGGCGGUCACUGGGUCCUCGGUGGGUGUGGUUGGUAAUCCCGCCAUGCUGGGCUCUAAUCAGAAUUUCCCCGGGAUUGUCAAUCAGGCGCAGCAUGCCUCUGCCUCGGCCUAUGGCGGUGGAGCUGGCGUGGGCGUGGGCGUGGGCGUUGGUGUGGGCGUGGGCGUGGGUGGGGGUCAUGGUAGUGCAGCGGCUGCCGCUGCCGGAUGCAAUGGUUCCCUAUAUCCGGUUCUGCCCGCCAGUCUGCUCUACUCUCAGCUAUAUACCGCGGCCAAUCAAUCGGCCCAUGGCUUCCACUCACACACACUGCCCGGUCAUGCCUCCCAUUCGCCCAACUCCUCGGUUCACGGCGAACUCCAGAGCGUUAUGGAUCACAUCAGCAAUGUGGGUGUCCGUCAGCAGCAUAACAUCAUGACCGGCGGUGGAGUGACCCAUCCGGGUGACCUCACACUGAUCGGUAAUUGUGGCGCCUCUGUGAGGAAUAUCGAGGAUGGGAACAGCAAUCGGCAGGUGGCCGCCUUGGCCGCCCAUCGGGGUCACCAUAAUCCCACCGACAACGGGGGCAGCGUCUGGCGGCCCUAUUGA